AGAACGAAAGAUUAUGAUCGGUCACGUGAGUACUCGCCGUAAAGUUAAGUUCCUCUGUUAAUGAGAAAGUACGAGGUGAGAUGUAAAGCGUGCUCGUGUCGCAUAACCUCAUAGUAUACCUAAAUGCAACAAACAGCAGAAGACAGAACUCCCGUUAGGAGUACAUAAAGAAAAUGCAAAAGUGCAAAAUUUGUGGCAGUAAAGAUUUUUACAAAGAAGCUGGAUAUUUCUUUUGUCAAACGUGUCAAACGCAAAAUGAGGAUAUCAGAGAGGAAGUUCUUGAAUUACGUAUAGAUAGUACGACUAGAUUGCGAAAAACAAAAAUUAGGCAAUUAAAAUCUGAUAUAUCAGGUAAUGAGGUUGGAUGGACUUCAUGGGAAUUAUACAAUUUUGUUUUAAUUGGUUUAACAAAUGAGCUAAUAGAACUUGGAGUUCCACCUGAUAUAAAAUUGACAGUAUUACAAUUAUGGGCAACAUAUUUAGGCAAACUUGAAGUAGCAUUUAUCUCAACUAGAAGGAAAUCUAUGCCCAAAUUAGCUAGAAGAUAUAAGAAAAGGGAUGCAGAUAUUAUUUAUGGCAAGGUACAAUCGGAGAAAACAUCCAGAAAGCGCAAAAGAUAUAGAAGUAAUACAAAUACUUCUGUCAGUGGAACUAGCAUUACUGGACUUAGUGAGGGUAGUUCUAUGAGAGAAUUAAACAGAAACAAAAGACUUCUAAUAGCGGCAGAUUAUGAUAGAUAUCUUCAGUCUCAAAAUAGUUCUGAGGGUGAUGGUCUUAGUAUGUUCAGUCAAAGUCAAAGUAUAUAUAGUAGGCAAUCUAGUUCUGUGAAAUCAUCAGAAAAUGAGGGAAAAGUGCAAUUUAGUUCCCAUGCCAAAGAAGAAGCAAGAAAAAUUAAAAGAUUAUCAAAAAAUAUACCUAAAUUUGAAAGAGUUCAAUACAGGGCGAAACACAUAAGUACUCAGUACAAAAUGGGACCUAAUAUAAUUACACCUAUGCGACUAUGGGCAAUUAUAUAUUUAGCUUUAAGGAUCCAUAAUCAACCUAUACAAUUAGGAGAUAUGUUAAGAUAUGGAAGAGAAGGACACUUGUCUUACUACAAAUUGGAUCAUUUAUUACCACCAGAACUGAAUUUAACAGCAAAUGAAAGAAGCUUCUUAACACAGAAUGUUGAAAUUACACAUAAAGGCAUGAGACGAAUUAUUGCAAGGGGCAUUCAAUUAUAUACAGAAAGAUUAAUAGCUUUAUCACCUCCUAAAAUGAUAUUUGAUGCAAAAAAGUCAUGCAUUCCUAACUAUGAAGGUCGUGCAAUGGCAUUUAUUAUAGUAGUGCUGAAAACUUUACUUGCUCUAGAUGGCGUAACUGAAUAUCGCAUUAGUAGAAUUGCAGAGAAGAUCAACAGCACAGCUAUUGAACGCGGCUUACUCGAUAAUAAGCUUUUUAGUUUUCAAGAAUGGCAAAAAUAUAUUGAAUGCAGAAGGACGAUUUUAAUGCAUACACAUUAUCCAACCAAAAUGAAAUAUUGUCCCGAUGCAGAUGGAAUCGACGAUUUAUAUUUAAAAUUCUUAGAAUUUAUAUCUUCUAAAUCGAAUAAGAAUGAACGAGAAAUAAAAAAUUCUAAACAUUAUUUGCCAGAAGAAAUUAUUAGUGCUAUGGGAAAACACAUAAGUAACUUAAAUAUCAAUGAUUCAUCGCCAAAGGCAAUUGAUAUAUUUCCACCAUCUCUAACACCUCUUCAUUCGUACUUGCAACAUUUAUUAGAUCAUCCGUUUUACGAUAUUCCUAAUAUAGCACGAAGCGAUUUUUUUCUUACAAAAGUUGGGUACAUGACAAAAUCUGAUGCUUUAGUAGAAUUAGCAGCGAAAUGUGGCAUAGAGUUAGAGAUAGUCGAUUCGAACGUACAUUUUCUCGAAAAAAAUGUACCUCCAUUUGAACAACCUAGAAUGCCAAAUAUAAAUGAACUAAAACAGCUUAUCGAUGUGCAAGAUGACUUACAGGACGAAGAAGCUAAAAGCGAAAGUGUGAAUGACUAUUUACACGCUAAAACACCAUGUAGCAUUAAAUUUGACACUAUUAAAAAUCAGUAUUACGAUAGUACUGUAAGUGCAAUGAAAGAUUCUGCAAAUGUCUUUGCAGGAAAUGAUUUUACAUUUACCGAAACUCUGCCAAACGGGAAAUUAGCAAUACCUGUUGAUAGCGAUAGUGAGAACGAAGAAGAUUUAGGGAGCAAUGGUUUGGAUCAACGGACGCUUUUAGAAAAUAAACUACGUGAUAAAUACAACAUACAUUUAUCACUAGCAGAAAAAGAAGCCUUUCAUAAGUCGAAUGGAAUGAAAAAAACACAUUCCAAAGAAUCUAAAAUUCAACUUAAGCGAAAUACUAAGGGUCAGUUUAUUAAGGGCAGUGCUGCGCCUAUAAAAAUUGAAAAGAGUGACGCCGAGUUUUUUGCCGCAACAGAGAAUGUAAAUCUUUGCGAUAAUAUCGACACAAGUUUCAUAAAUGAUAAACAUAUAGAGGUUGGAAAUACCGAAAAAAAUCAAUUAUUAUUCCCUGAAAAUAUCAAUAUCAGUGACAUUAGUAUUGAUGACACAAAUAUAAAUAUUGAUAAUUUUGAUAUAAAUAACUUUCUUAAUUUCAGCGACAUUUCAUUUUUUAAUCAAAACGACACUUUUGCACCUGUAUCAAGUGAGGAAAAAACUGUAGUCAAGGAGAAAGAUAUAUUUUUUAAACCCUUUACGGAGUACUGGAUGUACGACUGCAUUUUCAGCCGCGUGAAAUCAAAAAAUUUCGCUAUAUUUGAAAAAUCAUUACCACGAACUUUUCGUUGGCUACUAAACGAAUGUGCACUUAUUGUGGAAAUGUCUACAGAAGAUUUAUACGAAGAAGUCUGUUUAAUAGAAAAUUAUCAUUCACACAUUUCAAAUUCUAGUACCUCUGACAGUAGUGAACGUACUAACAUAGAUCCAAUAUCUAAAAGUCAAUUGAAUUUUAUUUUAAAUAAAUGGUAAAGAACUGUCGUGUGCUAUAUUGUAAUAUAUUAAUUAUAAUUUUUUACUGAUAAUGUUUUUUAUUCACGUCGAAACAAUAUAUUAAUACUUCGUUCUACGGAUUAAGCUCCAUGAAAUCCUUUUAUAAUAGAUCUACGUGGCAAAAUAUUUUUGUGCUGUUUUCUAUUUAUCUUUAUGGCACUAUGAAUAGUGAUGAGAGAGCUAUAAGCUUCAAACUAUGUUCAAAGCGAUUCGAAUUUGUUACCAUGGCUCACGGAAGUA
This is a messenger RNA of Bombus impatiens (common eastern bumble bee), 3266 nucleotides long. RefSeq names its product TATA box-binding protein-associated factor RNA polymerase I subunit B (gene TAF1B). The record is from RefSeq and is a predicted model, not a curated record. Gene Ontology annotation, biological process: RNA polymerase I preinitiation complex assembly; nucleolar large rRNA transcription by RNA polymerase I. Lineage: Eukaryota; Metazoa; Arthropoda; Insecta; Hymenoptera; Apidae. Gene Ontology annotation, molecular function: RNA polymerase I core promoter sequence-specific DNA binding. The coding region runs from base 174 to 3005 and encodes 943 amino acids. Gene Ontology annotation, cellular component: RNA polymerase I core factor complex; RNA polymerase transcription factor SL1 complex. The transcript has 10 exons.